Molecule: messenger RNA, 2731 nt
Organism: Arachis duranensis
Lineage: Eukaryota; Viridiplantae; Streptophyta; Magnoliopsida; Fabales; Fabaceae
Exons: 24
Coding region: 98-2698 (866 amino acids)
Molecular function (GO): oxidoreductase activity; methyltransferase activity
Source: RefSeq, a predicted model, not a curated record
UGCAAGAUUUUUUCAUAAAAUAAUUUGGUUUUUCUAUUACUACAUAGAAGAAUAAUAGUUGAAUAAUAUAGUGUUAUUAAGGGGUAAGAAAAAGAAAAUGAUGAGAGUGGCAGUGGUGGGUGGUGGAAUAAGUGGAUUGGUUUCAGCAUAUGUGUUGGCCAAAGAAGGAGUGAAUGUGACUCUUUACGAGAAAGAAGAUUAUUUGGGAGGUCAUGCAAAAACUGUGAAUGUUGAGGGUCUUGAUUUGGAUCUUGAUUUUAUGCUCUUCAACCGGGUAUCUUAUCCUAACAUGAUGGAGUUGUUUGAGAAUCUUGGAGUUGACAUGAAAUUAUCGGACAUGUCAUUUGCCAUUAGUCUUGAUGGCGGUUACGGCUGUGAAUGGGGCAGCAGAAACGGUUUGUCUGGCUUGUUUGCACAGAAGAAGAAUGUGAUCAACCCUCACUUCUGGCAAAUGCUUAGGGAAAUUAUCAAGUUCCAAGAUGAUGUUACAAGCUAUCUUGAUAUGCUUGAUAACAAUUUGGAUAUGGAGCCCAAUGAGACUUUGGAGAAAUUCAUAAAGACAAAGGGUUAUUCUGAAUUAUUUGUAAAAUCAUAUCUUAUUCCAAUUUGUGGUUCUAUAUGGCCCUGCACUUUUGAAGGAGUUAUGAGCUUUUCUACUUUCUCAGUUUUCUCCUUCUUUCGCAAUUACCAUCAUCUUCAGCUCUUUGGAAGACCGCAAUGGCUAACUGUUAAACGUGGUUCACACACUUAUAUUAAAAAGGUCAAAGAAGAGCUUGUUACAAGAGGUGGUCAAGCAAUAACAAAUUGCGAGGUGGAAUUGGUUUCAGCAACAGAAAAUGGAUGUCUUGUGCACUGCAAAGAUGGUUCCAAAGAAAUGUAUGAUUGCUGCAUAAUCGCGACACAUGCACCUGACACUUUAAAAUUAUUAGGAGAGGAAGUGACAUAUGAUGAGCGAAGAAUUCUAGGUGCUUUUCAAUAUGCAUAUAGUGAUACUUUUCUUCACCAUGACAAAAAUUUAAUGCCUCGAAACCCAUCAACAUGGAGUGCAUGGAAUUUUCUUGGAUGUAACAAUAAUAACAGAGUUUGUGUGACAUUCUGGCUCAACAUUCUUCAGAAUCUUAGUGAAACAAGAUUACCCUUUCUUGUAACUCUAAAUCCAAAUCAUACACCAAAAAAUACCCUUCUUAAGUGGUCAACUAAACAUCCAGUUCCAUCAGUUGCUGCAUUCAAAGCUUCACAUGAGCUUCAAAAAAUUCAAGGAAAAAGAGGAAUUUGGUUUUGCGGCACUUACCAAGGUUGUGGAUUUCAUGAAGAUGGAUUAAAGUCUGGCAUGAUUGCUGCAAAUGCAGUUCUUGGAAGAUGUUGUUCCCUCCAAACAAACCCCAAACACAUGGUACCAUCCUGGAAAGAACUUAGUGCACGCUUUUUUGUGAUGAGAUUCCUAAGUUCCUAUGUCAAUACCGGUUGUUUAACUUUAUUGGAGGAGGGAGGAACAACGUUUACCUUCGAAGGAACCGAUAUGAAGUGCUCUCUAAAAUGUGUUAUGAGAAUUCACAAUCCCCAAUUUUAUUGGAAGGUUAUGACACAAGCUGAUUUAGGCCUUGCAGAUGCAUAUAUUAAUGGAGACUUCUCCCUUGUUGAUAAAGAUGAAGGUCUUCUAAAUCUUUUUCUGAUUUUCAUAGCAAACAGAGAAUCAAAUGAUUCAAGCUCAAAAUUAAAGAAAAAUAGGGGUUGGUGGACACCAGUUUUCCUUACAGCUGGUUUAGCAUCUGCAAAUUUCUUUAUUAAGCAUUACUUUAGAAAAAAUACUAUCGCACAAUCUCGUCGCAACAUCUCUAUGCACUAUGACUUGAGCAAUGAAUUAUUUGCACUAUUCCUAGAUGAAACAAUGACAUAUACAACUGCAGUGUUCAAGAACGAAGAUGAAGAUUUGAAAGAUGCACAGAUGAGAAAAAUGUCUCUUCUCAUUGAAAAAGCUAGAAUAAACCAGACACAUGAAAUUCUUGAGAUCGGAUGCGGAUGGGGAAAUUUAGCCAUUGAAGUCGUCAAACAAACUGGCUGCAAAUGCACUGGCAUCACUUUGUCUAUAGAGCAACAAAAACUUGCAGAAAAAAGAGUUAGAGAUGCUGGACUUCAGGAUCAUAUCAAAAUUCUUCUGUGUGACUAUCGCCAACUACCGAAGACAUUCAAAUAUGAUAGGAUUAUAUCUAUUGGAAUGAUAGAAGCAGUUGGUCAUGAAUACAUGGAAGAGUUCUUCAGUUGUUGCGAAUCACUAUUGGUAGAUGAUGGACUUCUAGUUCUCGAGUUCAUAUCGAUCCCAGAUCAGCGUUAUGAUGAGUGUAGGCGCAGUUCUGAUUUCUUGAAGGAAUAUAUUUUCCAUGGGGGAUGUCUUCCCUCCCUAAGUAGGAUAACAUCUGCCAUGGCAGCUACAUCAAGAUUAUGUGUAGAGCAUACUGAGAAUGUGGGACCUCAUUACUACCAAACACUUAAGAGGUGGAGAACUAGCUUCCUAAAAAAUCAGAGUAAAAUUUUGGCUCUUGGACUCGAUGAAAAGUUCAUCAAGACAUGGGAAUAUUAUUUUGAUUUCUUAGGUGCAGGUUUUAAGUCACGAACAAUUGGAAAUUAUCAGAUUGUUUUCUCAAGGCCUGGCAACAUCACUACACUACAGGAUCCAUACAAAAGUUGGCCCUCGGCAUAAUGUUGAGAACAAGCCAUGACACAUAAUAAUGGC